AUGGGAGGUGACUUCAACACCUAUGGGCCCAACCCCCUCGACCGGUCAGCCCCAACGCUACGCACUGGCGCCAACUAUGAUAUCGGCAUUGCUUUCCAGCAAUGGACGCAACGCUUGGGGCUCAUCUCCACCUUCCGUCACCUCCACCCUACCCUCCAAAGGCACACCUACGCCCGCAACAACACGGCCGUUACUCUCGACGAUAUCUACAUCUCGGCCCGAACAGCCCACAAAGUGGGAGCUAGUGGCAUCUGGCUACACACCAUCAACUCCAGUGAUCACACAGGCACUCCAUACAUGGCUCUGGACCUCUGCCCCGGCGAUUACACCCCCUCCCGGCUUACUGGAGUCCGGCCCAUACGCGUUGUCAACACCCGCACCCUUGCCAAGGCGGAAAUUGAUUCCUUCGGCGGGCACACAUCCCAACUUCUCCUGGCAGGUCAACUCCCCCAACUCACCCCCGUGCCCCCCUCUACCGCCGCCACAACGUGGCCCCCCCCAAGAAAUCGAGGACUGGCUUGA
Aphanomyces astaci is the source of this 522-nucleotide messenger RNA. RefSeq lists its product as hypothetical. Bases 1 to 522 code for a protein of 173 amino acids. The record is from RefSeq and is a predicted model, not a curated record. The transcript has a single exon. NCBI's taxonomy places the organism in Eukaryota, Oomycota, Saprolegniomycetes, Saprolegniales, Verrucalvaceae.